CCUACAUGCAGCUGCUGGAGGACUACUCGGAGCCGCAGCCCUCCAUGUUCUACCAGACGCCGCAGAGCGAGCACAAGUACCAGAUGAAGAAAAAGAAGCUCAUGGAGGUGUACGGCUUCACGGACUCGUUCGGCGCGGCCGACGCCCUGCAGGAGCUGGCCCCGCCCCCCGCGCUGCCCCCCAAGCAGCGGCAGCUGCAGGCCUCCUAUGCUGCUUCUUCCUUCUCCUCUGUCUCCUACUGUGUCCAGCAAACUAAAGUGGCCUUCACCCCCGAGGACAGCAGUGCCACUCAGGGCGUCACUGUGUCCGUCUCUAGCCCCUUUCUUGGCCGGCCCGGCGCCGCGCCCUCGUGCAAGUCUGUGUUGAGGUCCUUCUCCCAGGACUCCGUGCCUCACAGCCACGCUUCUGCUCCGCCUUUCCUUCCGCCCACCUCCUCUUCCUCUCCACAUUUCCCGCCUGUCCGCCAGUCCCAGAGCUCGGAGUUGGCGGCGCCGACCGCCACCGGCCCGCCUCCCGGCACCGUGGACGGGCCUCCUCCGGCCCCUCAGGAGCGCGCCGCUCACAGGGACGCUGCCCGCCUUGCUCCCGAAACCUCUCUCUCUGACUCGCCCCAGACGCCUCCGAGAGAACGGGCCAGCGAGGGCGCUGGCGAGGGCGAAUACGUCAGUCUGUGCUCCUCUGCCCGGGGCGGCGAGGAGCGGGCCGCCUCUCGAGGAGAGUCACCGGCUGCGAAGGACGGACCUGGCAGAGACCCGUCGGCCGGGGGCGCCCCUGGGAAGGAAAGCAGGGACGGCGGGGACAGGGUCCCGCAGUCGCCAGACGCUCCGGAGUCGGCGCCGCUGGGGGAGGACGUGGACGAGCUGACCCUCAUCGAUCACGAGGAAAUCAUGGCCAGACUGACGCUCAAGCAGGAGGGCGACGACGGGCCAGACGUGCGAGGAGGAUCUGGGGACAUCCUGCUGGUCCACGCGACCGAGACGGACCGGAAAGACCUGGUGCUGUACUGCGAGGCCUUCCUGACCACCUACAGGACCUUCAUCAGCCCCGAGGAGCUCAUCAAGAAGCUGCAGUACAGGUAUGAGAAGUUCUCACCCUUCGCCGACACGUUCAAGAAGCGGGUCAGCAAGAACACGUUCUUCGUGCUGGUGCGGGUGGUGGACGAGCUCUGCCUGGUGGAGCUGACUGAGGAGAUCUUGAAGCUGCUCAUGGAGCUGGUUUUCCGCCUGGUGUGCGGCGGGGAGCUCAGCCUGGCCCGCGUGCUCCGGAAGAACAUCCUGGACAAGGUGGACCAGAAGAAGCUGCUCCGCUGUGCCAACUCCGACCAGCCGCUCGCGGCCAGGGGGGUCGCCGCCAGGCCGGGGACCUUGCACGACUUCCACAGCCACGAGAUCGCCGAGCAGCUGACGCUGCUGGAUGCAGAGCUCUUCUACAAAAUCGAGAUUCCUGAGGUUUUGCUUUGGGCAAAAGAGCAGAAUGAGGAGAAGAGCCCCAACUUGACCCAGUUCACGGAGCAUUUCAACAAUAUGUCCUACUGGGUCCGGUCAAUAAUCAUGCUGCAGGAAAAGGCCCAGGACAGGGAACGGCUGCUCUUGAAGUUCAUCAAGAUCAUGAAGCACUUACGCAAGCUGAACAACUUCAACUCCUACCUGGCCAUCCUGUCCGCGCUGGACUCGGCGCCCAUCCGCCGGCUGGAGUGGCAGAAGCAGACCGCAGAGGGCCUGGCCGAGUACUGCACGCUCAUCGACAGCUCGUCCUCCUUCCGCGCCUACCGGGCCGCCCUGUCGGAGGUGGAGCCGCCCUGCAUCCCGUACCUGUGAGUGGGGCCCUGCCCAGUGUCCUCCGGGGCCCGACCGCCCU
Condylura cristata (star-nosed mole) is the source of this 1857-nucleotide messenger RNA. Its product is annotated as rap guanine nucleotide exchange factor 1. Gene Ontology annotation, cellular component: plasma membrane. The record is from RefSeq and is a predicted model, not a curated record. Bases 6 to 1817 code for a protein of 603 amino acids. The transcript is spliced from 15 exons. NCBI's taxonomy places the organism in Eukaryota, Metazoa, Chordata, Mammalia, Eulipotyphla, Talpidae. Gene Ontology annotation, biological process: positive regulation of GTPase activity; Ras protein signal transduction. Gene Ontology annotation, molecular function: guanyl-nucleotide exchange factor activity.